Molecule: messenger RNA, 362 nt
Organism: Staurois parvus
Lineage: Eukaryota; Metazoa; Chordata; Amphibia; Anura; Ranidae
Source: the annotation of a GenBank genome assembly
CUAACCGUGCAUGCGCAGUUCCCGGGAGCGUGCAGCGCAGUGAUUGGCGAGGGGACAUGUACACUGAUCAGCAGUGCCACCUGUCAGUGUCCAUCAAUGCCAGCUGUCAGUGCUCAUCAGUGCCACCUGCCAGUGCCCAUGAGUGCCACAUCAAUGCCACAUAUCACUGCCUACCAGUGCACAUCAAUGCCACAUAUCAGUGCUCAUCUGAGCUGCUUUUCAGUGUCACCUAUCAAUGCCAGUCAGUGCCACCUAUCAGUGCUGCCAAUCAGUGCCAGUCAGUGCCGCCUAUUAGUGCCAGUCAGUGCCGACUAUUAGUGUGCAUCAGUGCCGCCUAUCAGUGCCCAUCAGUGCUGCCUAUC